AUGGCGGAUGAGGAGUUGGGGGACAGAAUCCCGUCGCAGUUUUUGCGCAGAUUACGUGAGUUGAGCGGUGACUCAACUGAUGCGCCACUGUUACGCACAAUUUUCUUUUCCAGAUUGCCCUCCAAUAUACGGACGAUUUUGGCCACGGCUCUUGAACACAACACCAUGGACCAGAUUUCCACGAUGGCAGAUCAAAUUUUAGAACUUUCCGGCCAGCCAUCGUCGUGUGGCGCGUGCGUUUGUACAGAGGCCCCUUCGACAGCCUCAGUUAAAUCCUAUCCUGUGUCACAUGACGCCAUUUUCGACAAACUUGACGCGUUCACGCGACGUAUGGAUAAGCUAUGCCGGGAAAAUAGGCGUUUUUCGCGAAGUCGGAGUCGUUCUGCUUCUCGUGCCUCUAGGCCACGUUCCGGGCUGUGCUGGUACCAUUCCAUAUUUGCUGAUAAAGCACGCAAGUGCAUCCAGCCGUGCAGUUUUAAGCUUUUGGGAAAUUAG
Messenger RNA from Octopus sinensis (East Asian common octopus), 495 nucleotides. RefSeq lists its product as uncharacterized. NCBI's taxonomy places the organism in Eukaryota, Metazoa, Mollusca, Cephalopoda, Octopoda, Octopodidae. The record is from RefSeq and is a predicted model, not a curated record. The coding region runs from base 1 to 495 and encodes 164 amino acids. The transcript has a single exon.